AUGGCGACCUGUUCCACGAACCCGCCGCGCUAUGCUGAGAAAGCGCAAGUAGUCCUUGUGAAGAAGAGCCCCAAUGCAGCAGAAGUCAUGUCGUUCUUGUCGUCGUGUGGACCAUUCACGUGCAAGCAAGUUGACAAAUGUCCUGUGGAUUUGAUGUUUUGUGCACAAGCGCGGACGUUCCCUGCCAUUCCGUUCAUGUUUAUCACUUCUGCUACAAGUGACGUCGUCGCCGUCACCAAAGAGCGUGCGCGGCACGCUACGACUCUGUUUCCGUUCGUGCACGCCAUCAUCCUGUUUCCCUCGGCCCUUCCCCCGCGAACAUUUCGUGAGCUUCAAUCCAUUCAUCUCAACCAAGACCUCUCCGACAAGAUACAGAUCGUUCCUGCGUCGUCCAUCGAAACCGCAGUGCACUUUAUGCUGUCAGUUCGAUCCAAGCAGUCAUUCCAAGCACAAGAACGCACGGCCGAAUUCUAUGCUCGUGUACGGUGACAGUGUCAUUCAGGUCUGAUUUGUGCCUGGCACUCGUAGUUGUGGGCACAGGUCGAGUCCAAAGCGCACACCGUCCGCAUUUUUCAGUCCAACAUGCCUUUUCUCCAUGAAGACGAGUGUGAAAUGCUUCUCGACGUGUUUGGUUCCAUUGCCGGUCUGUCUCGCGUGUCUGAACAAGACUUUCUCGACCAAACGGUCUUGGAUGCCGACGUUAUCAAGCUCCUUGUCGAGUACUUCGAGCCUGUUUCGUAGACGGUGCAUAAUGAAACGGCUAUGAAACUGCCA
This is a messenger RNA of Aphanomyces astaci, 774 nucleotides long. RefSeq lists its product as hypothetical. The coding region runs from base 1 to 489 and encodes 162 amino acids. Lineage: Eukaryota; Oomycota; Saprolegniomycetes; Saprolegniales; Verrucalvaceae. The record is from RefSeq and is a predicted model, not a curated record. The transcript is spliced from 3 exons.